GCGAUCCUGUGGCAGCCUCAAAAAUUCGCGGUUCGCAAAGUAGUUUAAAUUUGAUUUUUCAACCGAGUGUGUGUGUAUUAAAUUCCACCAAAAUUCAAUUUUUCUAUUAUUCAAAGAGUAAAUUAGGGAAUAGAACGUUUCCCGAUUGAUAAUCAAGGAUAAUUUGAUGAUUGUGCCGGAGGGAACGAAGUUUUGUAUUAGAAUUUGUGGGAGCGAUCGACGCGGUAAAUCGCGAAAAUGUUUCGAUUUUGAAUGAUGUCUUUUAGAAGCGUGCGGCGACAUAGAGAGACUAUGCUACAAUAAGUUGAAGGACCUUGAUGAGAAGAUCGGCCUAAGUUCCGAAGACAACCAUCUUCUCUGGCUAACUAAACGAUCCGGAAAUUCUUCCCGAUGAAGAGGACUGAAAUACAGACCACAAACCGCCGAUGGUACACUCAAGGACCGAAGAUUAAAACCCUGGGAGAGCCGAUGAUACGAUUCUUCCCGAUCUCCGAGCAACUGCCCUCGAACCGGCUCGGCGUGAAAACGGUCAACAUGCAGCUGAAGAAGUCGCCCGAGAGCGGCCUGCUCAUCAUCAACAGCGGCGGAGAUUUCUUCCGCGCCGCCGCUCCGGAAGAAUUCGGCACCACCAAAAGCAGAGCGCCAAGUGCUAAAGGCAACGGAAUCAAUCUCUCCGGCGGCGGUGACAUGUGCGCUUGUACCGUCCUCCAAACCUCGGACGGGUUCGCCGAGUGCCCGUGUAAAAGCGUUCGACGACCCGACCGGAAGUCGAAGCGCAGAACCGCGAGUGCGUGGCCGCAGCGAAGCUCCAGCGUUAGUUCCGAUGAAAUCAACAACAACGACAACAAUUUCAAGUCCGCGUCGUCGUGGAGGUGUUGCGAAUCCUCGCGGGAGGCGGUGGUCGCGGGUCGCGGGAAACCGGAAACGCGGGAGUCGGUGGUCGCGAGUCGCGGGAAACCGGAAACGCGGGAGUCGGUGCUCGCGAGUCGCGGGAAACCGGAAGUGCGGGAAUCGGUGGUGAAGAGACCGGAAGUGGGACGCGCCUACCGGAAGGGGAGUAGUAGUGAAACGGGGGUGAGCACGGAGAACGAUUCCGAUUCGAGGAUAAUCGAGACGAAGCGGAAAGUCUCGCUGCUGGUGGACCAGUUGCUCAUCGAUAUCUCGAAACACGGAGACCGGAAGCUGUCGGACGGAAACCGGAGUGACCAGUCCACCACGGAUUACUUCAAUCGUACGACCACCACCGAUUCGGACUUCGACUGCGAUGACUGCGUCGUUCGAGUGUAUGGGCUUCCGUACCUGCAAAAGAGAAGGUUAGAAGAAUUACGUCUUCUGGUUCAAAAUUUACAAAAUCAGAUCGCCAGAGCGGGGAACAAGUUAGUUUACAACCUAAAGAAACGAGACUUUCUCAUCACACUGAAAGAGAAAAACUGCGAUAUCGUCACCGCCUUUCUUCAAGCUCAUUCCAGAAAAAGAAGCGAGGACACCCGGCUGAAAUUCAGCGUGACUCCGAGCCCCGGUGACAGCGGCUUCGCGCAAUGGCACAGCGCGAUGAAAAUGGUUGCGCGGCUCCCGGAAGGCAUUCCUCACGAAUUCCGGAAGACGCUAUGGCUGACGCUGGCGGAGCAACAUUUGGCUGCGCGAGGAGUCGACUGGCCACAAGUGAGCAGGAGUCUCUUCAACGAAUGGACCAAUCCAGAUGAUGAGGAAUUAGGAGUACAAAUAGUUAAGGACCUUCAUAGAACAGGGUGUAGUUUAUUUUGCGGACAGUCGGGUCAACAUAAUCAGGCAGUCUUGAAACGAGUUCUGUUGGCGUACGCGCGGUGGAAUAAAAAUGUUGGAUACUGUCAAGGGUUCAACAUGCUGGCAGCCUUAAUUUUGCAGGUGAUGGAUAGGUCGCAGCCCAAUUCAGUGAAGGUUAUGAUUUAUUUAAUAGAAGGUGUCUUGCCAGAAAGUUACUUUGCAAACAACCUGAGGGGGCUCUCUGUGGACAUGGCUGUUUUCCGGGAGUUGCUAAAAUUGAGGUUUCCAGCCCUCUCCAGGCACCUGGAUCAACUUCAAAAUGACUCAAAAGACUCAGGCACCAGCUACGAGCCACCUCUGACAAAUGUGUUCACUAUGCAAUGGUUUUUGACCUUGUUUUGCAACUGUCUUCCCCAGUCGAUGGUCCUCAGAGUAUGGGACCUCAUCUUUCUCGAGGGAAAUGAGAUUUUGCUGAAAACGGCUCUGGCUAUUUGGGACUCCUUAUCCGAUCGGAUAAUGGCUGUAGAUAGUGCUGACGAGUUUUACAGCAUCAUGGGUGUUCUCACGCGAGAGAUGCUCGAAAUUGGACUGAUGGAUGCAGACCAUCUUGUUAAGGCAAUAUCAAGUAUUAGUCUUCCGGAGCUGGGCGAACUUCGAGAAAAAUACAUGUACAACAUCACGCCGUGGUCAGCGGUGGCCAAGAGAGGCCUCAGACUUUUCUACAGCGACGAGGACACUGAUACGAGCGAUGAUGAUGAGAAAGUCGCCGUCGCAGCAGCCUAUGCCUUGUUCCGCUCACCUAAACAUAAAGAUCAACUUGCCUCUGACCGGGAAAAGAUAGCCUUGGAUAUCUCUGCCCUAAAAAAGCAAUAUUGCAAACUUCGAGAGCGCCAAAGACAGGCUCACAUUAUUUUAUCUGCUGCUUGCGGCGGAGGAAAUCUGGCUGUAACUAAUCCAAUGUCUCCAGCAAUGAACCAUUUAUUGCUAAACAAAAAACCACUGCUCACCUCGAAGACGCAUAGAUUACCGCCAAUACCCGGGUCCAUCCCACCGCCCCUAAAACACCAGCACCAAGUAAAACAACAGGAGGAAGUAGGAACAACCAUCCCCUGGGAAAGUUCUGAGAAGAAACGACGGCAGGUGCAGCGAGCAACAUCAGCAACCGAGUCUCUAGCCACUGAUCAAUCAGAGGAGGUGUCGGACAUCUCGAACGUUUCGUCGCGGCGGAACAGCAAUAGCUCCUCUUCCUCCUCCUCGACAGAACUUUGCGACGAUCCAGACCCGGACGACGAUGCAGCCAGUGACGCCGAAUCUCUUCCCGUCACCAUGCGACAGGAGCCAGCGCCUUGCAAAGAAGUCAAUCCAGACAUCGCCGUAUCAUCUAGGAACUCGUCGGAUUCCCUCCAUCUCAGAGACGAAUUCUCUGAAAACACCGAGGGCUUCAGAGAAGACUCUAUUUCCUCACAUCUCCCAUCUUCCGUGGAUGCAGAGUGCUCGAAAAAAAGCAUAGAGGAUAUCAGAGAGGACUCCACUUCUUCACAUCCUCCACCCUCUGUGGAUGCAGAGUGUUUGAAAAAAAGCACGAAGGAUUUCACAGAGGACUUUCCUGCCUCAUAUCUCCUAUCCGGGGGCGCAGAUAAUUCGAAAAAAGACUCGACCUCCAGGCUUUCGUUGCUUCCCGAGACAGCAGAAUGUCCGUUAACAGAAACAACUCCCUUGCAUCCUCCGCCUUCUGAGAGCGUGGAUACUUCCCAAAAUGCCUCCAUCUCGGACUCGCCUCCAUCCGAGAGCAUGAUUAGCGUCCUCUCUCCACGUAAUGAAACCGUCCCAGUGAACCCUGCCUCAGAUCGAUCAGAAUUGACCGAUCAGAAUUAUGUUAUCAACCCUGAUGAUACAAAUACUUCUUCCCCAACUCAACCAGUAUGUCAGCCGGCCCUUGACUCUAAAAGCUCCAUCACUGAUCCUUAUUAUACCUUGAUUACCGCUCCUUCGCUUUCGGAAACUCAAAUUUCCUCACCCCUUAAAUUUUUAGAGCCAGAAUUUCAGCCAAAUAAGCAAACUGGGGUAAGUCUACAUAGUGCUAAAUUAUCCACAGCGCCUUCUAUAGAUUCGAAUUCCAUCCGUGUAAGUAGAGAGGAUCGCUCUGUAUCUCAUAGCGGUGCACAGAUUUCCCAGGGAGAGACAACUGAGACGUCAUCUUCAACGGAGUCAAAUUUAAAGGGCACAGAAAACAAAUGUGAGCCUUCAAGGGCAGAAACUAGUGGAAAUCUUAGUGUUUUUCUCGAGCCAGCCAUAGAUUCUCAUCAAGGGUCUAAUUUUUUAGAUUUUGAGGAGCGGGUUGUUCAAGGAAACUUUUUCACUAGUGCCUCGUCAGAAGACAUCUCAAAUUCACCCUCAUCGGCAAAAGAUCGACUUGACACUAGUCAUGUAGAUUGUAAGAUUAAUAAUUUGUUCAGGGAAAAUUUACUUACAGGGCUAGACACUCCUGAUAAGAAAUCAAAGACCUUUGAAUUUGACCCUAAAGUAGGGGAGAAUAGUUCAAAUGUUAACGCAUUAGAUAGGAGUGAAAGAAAAUUUAUCAGUAAGCCUUUAGAUUUGUUGAGUCCAAACCCUGCGUCGGAGGUGAGUUCAAGCCAAUUCAGUCCGUUGAAAGAUUUGACGGAAUACCGGUCCGAUUUAGAGGCAAAGUACGGUCAUAAAAGUUUCGAGACUCUCGAAAAUAAACUAAGCCUGGAAGGCAUUCUAGAUGGAAGUGAAGAUUUAAGGAAUAAUACGGACAAUCAUCGGAGUUUUGAAUUGGAUCUAGGAAAGGAAAAAAUUUCAACGCCAGAGGAAAUAAGUUCCUCAGUGUUGAAAGAUAUUGAAAAUGAAAAGUCUUUAGAUAUAACAUCACUCACUAGUUCUGAACCCUCCGAAAUAAUUUCUGAAAGCGAAUCGACUGAACACGAGCAUGGGCAAAUUUUGAAAGAAUAUGAAAAUCCCGAAAAUGCCAAGUGCCUUGAGGAAGAGACCCUCGAUCAGGAUCAAUACUCUAACUUAAAACUCAAAUUAGACAUAGAAAACAAGUUACAACAGUGUAUAAGCUCCAUGAAAAAGAUGGAACUCGAGCUGAAAAUUCCACUUCAAAGUGAUGAAGAAACAUGUUCUCAAGCAAACAAUAUCAAUCCGAAUAUUAGUGAAGUUGACACAAAGUCUGUGCCUGAACAUGCAUCGAUUCCGGUGUCACCGAUUCAAACAGUGAAAUCAACACCCAAAACGUUAGGUGGUAUAGAUGAAGACAAAUCCGAGAACCUAAAACCCAGACGAGAUAGUGCAACAGCUUUGCAGAGGAUCUUAGCGGAGAACUCGAAAAUCCUCAGCCGGAUACAGAUCCAAAGAACUGACAAGAGCAUUUCCAAACUCAGCGAUUUAGACGAGAUAAGCGUAAGAAAAGAGGUAUCGUCCAGAGGUAGUUUUGAGGAUAGUACGUCCAAAUUCAGCAAAACUAGGCAGUAUUCCUCACUGGACAGUAGUCAAUUUUCUUUCUUUAAAAAAGGAGAUAUAUCAAAGCACAGCUUAGGCGGAUCAUUCUCCGAAAAUAAACUCCACUCGGAUGAUUAUACUUGCUUGAGGCCGCACCAGAGGCCACUUCUGGAGGACGUCGAGGACAAAACCAUUGAAGAGUUCCUACAAGGAAGUGUCAGCUCCCACGAACGAGAGACUCCGAUUGACGAGGUUGUAGGGAGUUCGGUGUCAAGGACGCAAUCUACCGGAUCAAUUCUAAACUACCCAUUACAAACAAGCUCUGAACUUGGGUUCGAGAGGGACGGAGCUGUCUCCCGGUUAAAAUCUUCGGGGACCGAGUUUGAGAUGGGUUCGUUGGAAAAAGCGAGCGCGUUUUCGAGCGGCUUUCUAGAGGGGGCAAGGUUGGAAAUCGGAAGUGAGCAAGUUAAUAUCUCGAGUCGGGAAGAUGACCUGGAGAGAUUUCCGAGAGUCGGGAGUUUCAGCGGAGGUCGCCGAGCCCGGAGCCAGGACGAGGAGAGCGAGAUGUCUGCGGGGACCGCGGCAGACGAGACCCAGCUCCAGAGCGAGUACUUCGAGUCGGUCACGACCGAGAACGAAACGGAGAAAUUCACGUCCUCCUGCGAAAGCUCCACCUACGAUCUGGAAACAAUGCUCAGCGACAGCCCUCCUCUCCAUCAUAACUUCCCCUCGUCGAGGAGCUUGUACACGACUAUCUUGUCCCACAAGUUCGACCCGCAGGACAUCGUAAGCUCCCCUCUCGAUCAUCUGAAAACUGACUGUUUGUCCGAUUGAACAAGUUCCCUCCCAUCAUCUCCCGCCAGGUCCCGCAGAUUACCGCAGAUAAAAAUAGUUCUCUUAGCAUGACGGAAUACGUCGUCUUUCGAACGAAGGAACGUAACUCGAUUUCAAGGUUGCCAAAUUCACUCGAAUAAUUCAUUUAUUUUACGAAAACGAA
Bemisia tabaci is the source of this 6202-nucleotide messenger RNA. RefSeq lists its product as uncharacterized. Lineage: Eukaryota; Metazoa; Arthropoda; Insecta; Hemiptera; Aleyrodidae. The record is from RefSeq and is a predicted model, not a curated record. Gene Ontology annotation, cellular component: endoplasmic reticulum.